AUGCGGCUUCAGGCGGCGCUUUUCCUCGCAUGCGUGUCACCAGUGGCGGCCAUCUACAGCGACGAGAUCGACCACGUUGACUUUCACCACGGCCUCGUUGGAGCACCCUCCCCCGAUUCCACCUUCUUCCUCAAGCCGUCCUCCGCCUCCAAUGCCUCGCUUCUGUACACCCUAUCCGACAAACUAAUCCUGGGUGCGGUCAACCCCCGCGAUGGCACGCUGGUCUGGCGGCAGAACCUCUCGCGGUCGGCAGGCGCUCCUGCCCGCGAGGCGGGUCUCCUGCGCGGCUUGGAUAGGAACAACGCUGUCGUUAGCGCGGUUGGCAAUUACAUUUCGUCGUGGUCCACCCAUGAUGGCAAACUUGUUUGGGAAGAUAGCUUCGCCGAUGGUGUGGUCGCGGAUCUCAAGCUGUUGGGGCUGGAGGAUGAGAGUUUGAGUGCUGGGACGAGAGAUACGAUUGCGCUGUUUCGCGGCGAGAAAGGUGGGGUUGUUCGACGACUCGAUGGUGAUUCAGGGAAUACCAUGUGGGCAUUCAAAGAUGACCUUGGCGACAUUCCCUUCCAAGUGUCGACGUCUGCGAAUGAACUCUUCUAUAUCUCGCUUCAAUCGGCGCUGUUGAAAGGCUACAGGAUCAAGGUCAAUACAUUGAAUCCGUCGACGGGUGAGCAGACUAGCCUGCAGGUCCUCAAUUCGGAGAAUGAGGUCACCAACCCCAAUUCCAUUCUUUUCGUCGGUACCAACACGGCCUCUCCGUUCAUCAUUUGGACCGACAAGUCGCACAAGUCAUUGAAGUUCAAUCUUCUUGGCACCGACAAGGUCAAGGAUAUCCCUAUCUGGAACCCCUCCGGCGAGCGGAUCCAGCAGCUCACAAUCCAUGCGCCUCAAAAGCUUGACUCUCCCUCGCAUUUCCUAGUCAAUUUUGUGACUGAGAAGUGGGGGUGGGCUGAGGUGUACCAUGUGAACUUGAAGUCCAAAACUGUGAAAAAGGCGUUUCACCUGCCUUAUGUGUCGGGUCAAUCUAUCGUCGCGACCAGUGAAAUUGACAACAGAGCGUACUUCACUCGUUUCACAGAUGAAGGUGUCUUUGUUAUCUCGUCCGCCUCGGAUAGAGUUCUGCGCAGCUGGCGCUUGCCGAGACCCUCACCAGAUCGUGCAUUUCACACAGUCUCGGAAGUCGUCAAGAAGGGAAAGGCUGUGGCUGUUCGGUCGGCGAUCCUUCACCAGUCUGGGGAUUGGGAAUUCAUUCGAAACGGCCAACCACAGUGGACUCGUCAUGAAACGCUGAUCGAUGCUGUGGCAGCCGCCUGGGCUGAAACCGACGACCAGGAAGACUUGGCACAUGAGCUGGAGGUUGAGGGCCAUGAAAGCUUGCAAGGUGCCUAUAUCCAUCGUGUCAAGCGUCAUCUGCGGGAUCUGCAGUAUUUGCCCGACUGGUUGAGAGGACUUCCCCGGCGUGUUCUUGGUAGCAUUUUGUCCGACGAGGUGACAAAUUUGAACAGCUUUGGCCUUUCUAAACUGGUCAUCGUUGCUACUAAGAAUGGGCUUGUCCACGCCUUGGACACUGGCAACCACGGCGCAGUUUCGUGGAGCAUCCAGGUGUCGAGGACACCUGAUUUGGAUGUCAAGGCCAUUCUGACUCGCCCGGGCAUCGCCGACAUUCAUCUUGGCGAUGGAAGCUCCGCGAGCCUGAACGUGUCGACCGGACAUAUCAUUAGGCGCUCUGUACCCAUCGUUGGCGGAAUUCGCGCGGUUGCAAGUUUUGAGGAGACCGGGUCCUCGCCAGCAACCAGGGGCACUGUGGGCGUCCGAGAAGAUGGUUCCCCGGUCAGGCCAUUUAAGGAUAGCAACGGGUUCUUGGUGACUACCAGUGCGGAUGGCCGGGUUCUCGGCUGGAUGGUCCAAGACAACAAGUCUCCCGUGUGGGAGUUUGUGCCCCCUGCUGGUCAAAGAGUGAUCAGUGCCACUGCCCGUCCCGUACACGACCCAGUUGCGUCGAUCGGUAAAGUCCUUGGAGACCGGUCCGUCUUGUACAAAUACCUCAACCCCAACCUGGCUCUGGUGACCGCUGUGAACGAGAAGGACCACACCGCCAGCUUUCAUCUGCUGGACGGAGUUUCGGGCAAAGUGUUGCACGCCGUCACACAUACAGGCGUGGACCCGUCGCAGCCGAUCGCGUCCGCAAUGUCGGAGAAUUGGUUCGCCUACUCGUUUUGGGGCGAUGUCACCAGCGAGACCUCCGCCAAGGGCUACCAGCUCGUGGUGUCCGAGCUCUUCGAAUCGCCUCUGGCCAACGACCGCGGCCCUCUUGAUUCUGCCGGUAACUACACCAGUCUCGCCAGCAGUGGCACCGAAAGCCUCCCGUUGCCACAUGUCGUUUCCCAGGCCUUUAUCAUCCCCGAGCCCAUCUCCCACAUGGCCGUCACCCAAACCCGCCAGGGUAUUACGGUCCGUCAGCUCCUCUGCACUCUGCCGGCCUCCAACUCUAUUAUCGGCAUCCCCCGACACGUGCUCGAUCCCCGCCGCCCCGUCGACCGAAGCGCCACUCCAGCCGAAACCGAAGAGGGCCUGUUCCAGUACACACCGUUCCUCUACUUCGAUGGUAAAUGGUACCUCUCGCACGCGCGCGACGUCGCCGGCAUCAAGGACAUCCUGUCCUCUCCAACUUUGCUCGAAAGUACCAGUCUGGUGUUCGCUUAUGGCGGCGAUAUCUAUGGCACCCGUGCCACGCCCAGUCAGGCGUUUGAUAUCCUGGGCAAGGGUUUCUCGAAGUUGCAGCUGGUGCUUACGGUGGUUGCGUUGGCGGUGGGCGUUGCCAUUUUGGCUCCCAUUACUCGGAGGAAGCAAGUCAACACGCUGUGGAAGGCUAUUUAG
This is a messenger RNA of Penicillium alfredii, 2871 nucleotides long. RefSeq lists its product as uncharacterized. Bases 1 to 2871 code for a protein of 956 amino acids. Gene Ontology annotation, molecular function: protein binding. The record is from RefSeq and is a predicted model, not a curated record. Lineage: Eukaryota; Fungi; Ascomycota; Eurotiomycetes; Eurotiales; Aspergillaceae. The transcript has 3 exons. Gene Ontology annotation, cellular component: EMC complex. Gene Ontology annotation, biological process: protein folding in endoplasmic reticulum.